Molecule: messenger RNA, 377 nt
Organism: Aspergillus neoniger CBS 115656
Lineage: Eukaryota; Fungi; Ascomycota; Eurotiomycetes; Eurotiales; Aspergillaceae
Exons: 2
Coding region: 113-328 (71 amino acids)
Source: RefSeq, a predicted model, not a curated record
GGGUCGGGGUUGUGGACCAGAGGAUGGGGUAUAUUCCCGUGGGUUUAUGGAUGGGUGGAUGUGGAUGAGGUUGGAUUGUUGAGGAAGAGGAGAGGAAGAAGAGGAAGAGAAGAUGGAUGAGAUAUCGGAGGUUAGAGCGGGCUUGGCGCGACCGGGUUGGUUCUGGUUCCAGUUCAGCCUAAUCGCCUCUAAUCUACUUAUCUCUUUAGUUGACUGCUUAUUUGUUAUCUACCCAUUACCAAUCCGCCAUUAUAAUAGUACUAUACUAGUACUGCACUAUGCAUGCAACUCUAUUAUAUACGCCCUCAAUGCCGCAGGCUGCUCAUAAUUAAUCCCAAAAAAUCCAAACAUUGCAACGUAGAUGGUAUCUCCCGGUA